AUGAGCGGACGACGGGAUUUCUUGUCUAUGCCCGCGCCUGAGAACUAUGUUGCUGGUCUCGGGCGUGGUGCUACGGGGUUCACUACUCGAAGUGAUCUCGGUCCAGCUCGCGAAGGUCCAUCGGAGGAACAGAUGAAGGAGAUGCUGGCUAAGCGUGCAGCGCAACUUGGCCAGGCAGCACCUUCAGCAUAUGGCGCAGUAGAAAGGAAGGAGGAGGAUGAAGAGGAGGAUAGAUUCCAGGAUCCCGACAACGAAGUUGGACUAUUCUCGAGCGGAAUGAAUUACGACAAGGACGACGAUGAGGCGGAUCGAGUUUAUCAGGAUAUUGAUGAGAGGAUGGACAAAAGACGGCGCGCGCGAAGGGAAGCCCGCGAACAGAAAGAACGCGAAGAAUACGAACGAAACAACCCUAAGAUUCAGCUACAAUUUGCCGACCUCAAACGGUCGCUCAGCAGCUUGUCUGAAGAGGAGUGGGCAGCAUUGCCAGAGGUGGGCGACAUGACAGGAAAGGCAAAGAGAGCAAGAGAAGCCAGAAUGGCCAACAAUCGUCAUUACGCUGUACCCGAUAGCGUGCUGUCGGCGGCUUCACAACAAGGACAACUAGAAACGUCGAUUUCAUCUGAGUCUGGAGACGGUACUAUGACGAAUUUCGCCUCAAUCGGAGCUGCCCAGCAAUCUGCGCUACAAGUUCGAUUAGAUUCUGCUGCACAGGGCAAUGCCGGAACCCAGACAAGUGUAUCUGGUACGGCUACGUCCGUAGAUGUGAAGGGAUAUAUGACAGCGUUGGACAAGACACAAGCAAUGGGAGCAGAGGCCCCUGUCGAAGAUAUCAAACGCGCUCGAGUACUUUUAGAGUCUGCUGUCAAAACGAACGUACACAAUGGCCCAGGAUACGUUGCUCUUUGCCGAUUAGAAGAACUUGCCGGGAAACUGCACACCGCUAAAAAGGUCAUUCAACAAGGAUGCGAAAUGUGCCCGCGUUCAAUCGUCGUCUGGGAAGAAGCGAUUCGCAUCAAUCGUGAUAUUCUUCAUAACGCCAAAGUGAUCGCUGCCAAUGGUAUCAAGCAAAACCCGAAAGCGAUCAAGCUGUGGAUCGCUGCAAUCGAUCUAGAACAAACCGUAGCGGCCCGCAAAAAGGUGACAAGACAAGCAUUGGACCACAACCCACAGUCCGUUGAGCUCUGGAAAAUCCUCAUCAACGACACGGAGGACAUCAAGGACGUUACGAUGCUCUUUGCAAAGGCCACUGAAACAGUGAAGCUUUCCGAAGAGCUUUGGGUCUCGUACGCGCGAGUCUGCGAUCCUGAGCACGCACAGCAGAUUCUCAAUGCUGCACGCAAAGCCAUACCCACAAGUUGGGCAAUCUGGGUGCAGGCGUGUCGAUUACAGGAACAGCUUGGCAGAUCCGACCUGUGUGAUAAAGUCAUGGAACGUGCUGUGAAGGCACUUAUCAAGGAAAAUGCAAUGCUGAAACGUGAGGAAUGGAUCACACAGGCUGAAAUCUGUGAUGAAGAGGGUGCUAUUGCCACUGCUGGAUCAAUUAUCAAAGCCACUAUCGGUUGGGGAUUGGAUGAAGAUGACGAACGACGAGACACAUGGUUACAAGACGCCAAAGACAGCAUUGCCAGGGGUAGAUUCGAGACUGCGAGAGCCGUUCUCGGCCAUGCCAUAUCUAUCUUCCCUCUCAGUACAACGGUCUGGCACGCUGCUGCCGAACUUGAAAAGCGCCACGGGACUGUCGAUCUUCUCUUGAACAUGCUUGAGAGGGCAGUCAAUGCCUGCCCCAAAUCAGAGUCCCUUUGGCUUUCAUAUGCCCGCGAGAUGUGGCAAGCUGGCAAACCAGCCGAAGCACGACAGGUCAUUGCGCGAUCAUUCCAGCAAUUGCCUGGCAAUGAGAACCUUUAUACACGAGCUGUCGAUUUUGAGGUUGACGCCAACGAAUUCGACCAGGCUCGCACCUUCCUCAAGAUUGCUCGUGAAUCUGCUGCGACCGAUCGUAUCUUCAUCAAGUCGGCUGCAUUGGAGCGCCAACUGGGCGACAUGGACGCUGCCCUUGAUCUGGUCAACCGAGGCCUGCAAACAUGGCCUGGAAGCUGGAAGCUCCACUCCAUGAAGGGCCAGAUUUAUGAGUCGAUGUCAAAGCUCAAAGAAGCACAGGAAGCCUAUUCGGUUGGAACACGCGCCAAUUCGAAAGCACCUACUCUCUUCAUCCUUCUCUCGCGUAUACAGGAGAAAACGGGAGCUGUUGUCAAAGCUCGCUCAACCCUCGACCGAGGCCGCGCCCAGAACCCCAAGAAUCCGGAACUUCUCUGCGAGGCUGUGCGUCUGGAGAGACGAGCGGGCAACCUCCCAGCGGCAAACAAACUCAUGGCGGGCGCACUACAGGAAUGUCCUCACUCUGGCCUGCUCUGGGCCGAGAAAAUAAUGAACCUAGAAUCGCGAACACAGCGGAAACCUCGUGCACUAGAGGCGAUCAAGAAGGUGGAAAAUGACCCUCAGCUCUUCGUCGUUGUCGCUCGAAUCUUCUGGGCAGAGCGAAGGUUAGACAAAGCAAGCACGUGGUUCACCAAGGCCGUAGUGCUUGACUCUGAUUAUGGAGAUGGCUGGGUCUAUUUCAUGAAGUUCCUAGAGCAGCAUGGUACAGAAGAGAAGAAGGCCGAGGUUUUGAGCAAAGCAGCCAUGGCCGAGCCGAAGCAUGGCGAGAUCUGGCAGAGUGUCAUCAAGGACCCAAAGAAUUUCAGGAAAAGCACGGAGGAACUAAUGAAGAUUGCGAUCUCGAAGACCGAGUGA
Messenger RNA from Aaosphaeria arxii CBS 175.79, 2790 nucleotides. RefSeq lists its product as uncharacterized. The record is from RefSeq and is a predicted model, not a curated record. Gene Ontology annotation, molecular function: protein binding. Gene Ontology annotation, biological process: spliceosomal tri-snRNP complex assembly; mRNA splicing, via spliceosome. The transcript has 3 exons. Bases 1 to 2790 code for a protein of 929 amino acids. Gene Ontology annotation, cellular component: U4/U6 x U5 tri-snRNP complex; catalytic step 2 spliceosome. Lineage: Eukaryota; Fungi; Ascomycota; Dothideomycetes; Pleosporales.